CAUAGCAACUCAUUCACAACAUUGAAAAUCACUUUUCAUCAAAGAAGAAAAAGCUUUAUCAAUAAUGGAUUUCAGAUUAAUGGGUUUGGAUUCUCAUCCAGUUCUUCAUUCUCUGAUGGAUAUUUCAGACGAAACUUCUUCCGACAAGGCAUCACACAAUGCUCCGACAUGGUGCUACGUGAGAGACGCAAAGGAAAUGGCUGCUACUCCGGCGGACGUGAAGGAAUAUCCGAAUUCGUACUUGUUUGUGAUUGAUAUGCCGGGGUUGAAAUCUGGUGACAUAAAGGUUCAGGUUGAAGAUGACAAUGUUCUUGUGAUAAGUGGUGAGAGGAAGAGGGAAGAAGAGAAAGAAGGUGUUAAGUAUUUGAGAAUGGAGCGAAGGGUUGGAAAGUUUAUGAGGAAAUUUGUUCUUCCUGAGAAUGCUAAUACUGAUGCUGUUUCUGCUGUUUGUGCUAGACUAGUUAGGAACCCGUGCAACGCACGGGCGAGGAUGAUUGUAUUAUCUGAUUAA
Trifolium pratense (red clover) is the source of this 511-nucleotide messenger RNA. RefSeq names its product 17.9 kDa class II heat shock protein-like. Gene Ontology annotation, biological process: response to salt stress; protein folding; response to hydrogen peroxide. The transcript has a single exon. Lineage: Eukaryota; Viridiplantae; Streptophyta; Magnoliopsida; Fabales; Fabaceae. The coding region runs from base 65 to 511 and encodes 148 amino acids. The record is from RefSeq and is a predicted model, not a curated record.